Trichoderma gamsii is the source of this 795-nucleotide messenger RNA. RefSeq lists its product as hypothetical. The coding region runs from base 1 to 795 and encodes 264 amino acids. The transcript is spliced from 2 exons. The record is from RefSeq and is a predicted model, not a curated record. NCBI's taxonomy places the organism in Eukaryota, Fungi, Ascomycota, Sordariomycetes, Hypocreales, Hypocreaceae. Gene Ontology annotation, cellular component: mRNA cleavage factor complex. Gene Ontology annotation, molecular function: mRNA binding.
AUGUCAACCAUCCCGGCCUCGGCCCUCCAAUCGGGGUCUCCGCCCACGAUCCCACUGCCGUUCAACGCCAACCAGCCUGAGAAGGUUACGCUUUACCCGCUAUCCAACUAUACGUUCGGUGUGAAAGAGACACAGCCAGAGGAAGACCCGUCCGUAAUUGCCCGUCUGAAGCGUCUAGAAGAACAUUUCAGCGAGCAUGGCAUGCGCCGAACAUGCGAAGGCAUCCUAGUGUGCCAUGAGCACAACCACCCGCACAUCCUCAUGCUGCAGAUCGCAAACGCGUUCUUCAAGCUCCCUGGAGACUACCUGAAGCCAGAAGACGACGAGGUCGAGGGAUUCAAAGCUCGAUUGGACGAGAGACUUGCGCCAGUUGGCCGACUGGGCGAGGGAGAAGAGGCUGGAGACUGGGAGGUUGGCGAGUGCCUGGCGCAGUGGUGGAGGCCAAACUUUGAGACCUUCAUGUAUCCGUUUGUACCUGCGCACGUCACACGGCCCAAGGAGUGCAAGAAAUUCUACUUUAUUCAGCUACCGAAGAGCAAGGUUCUAAGCGUGCCAAAGAAUAUGAAGCUUUUAGCCGUCCCUUUGUUCGAGCUUUACGACAACACCGCCAGAUAUGGACCGCAGCUGUCCGCUAUUCCUCAUAUACUCAGUCGCUACAACUUUGAGUUUGUUGACGAGAAUGGCGAAGUUGUCGCUGCAACCCCUGGUUCAGGUGCUCCUGAUGGAUAUGUGCCCAAGACCAAGGUUCUGGCCGGAGACGAUACGGAUAUGGUUGAGGAAAAUGGGACACAUUAG